AACAAUCGGCAGACAGCAAACCCAUCCGGCCCCCAAACCAUCCCACUCGCUGCUGCCGGCUUGCAUCCGAACCCUAGCCGUUCUCGAUGGCGAUCGCGCAGUCUUCGGCGGCCUCCCAUCUCCCAUUUUCCAAUGACCCCCUCCAUCUGCUCGUCGAAAUGCUCGAACCAACCUAGUUAUAGCUACGUUGGCUGCAGACCAAGAUACCUCGUAAUGUCAUCAUCAUCGUUCAUUGAGACAACUUCACUAUGUAGGAGUAGCCUGAUAUGGGAUAGGAUACGAUCUCAUUUUGCCCUUUAGCAGACUGGAACAGAAUUAGAGUAUGGUUACAACUUCUCCGUAAUCUUGUUGACAUCAGAAAGUGGCAGACUAGUCGGGCCAUGAAUAUGGCAGAACGCGGUGGCAAGUUCAUCUUCUUGAUGGUUUCUUGCAGGGGAGAUUUUAACACAUAAUUUACGAACCAAUCGCUUUGUAUGAGAAUGCUUGGUUUGAAAAUGGGAAUGAGUCCUGUGGGAAGCUUGAGAAAAGAACUCUAUGAACAAUUCAGACUCUUGAAACUGCACAUAUGCUGGGAAAUAACGGGGUAUUCACGUUUCUGUUCUACAAGAAAAAGGCCCAUGAAAAUUCUCCAGGAUGUGAAGGGGAUAAUAAGACCAUCAAGGUUAACACUUGUCCUUGGACCACCAGGAUCAGGAAAAUCGACCUUCUUAAGAGCCUUGUCAGGGAAGUUGGAUAGCACCUUAAAACUAAAGGGGCAGGUUUUGUAUAAUGGAGAAGAGCUUAGUCCUUCUACCUCUGGGUACAUGUGUGCUUAUGUUAGUCAGCACGAUCUUCAUCAUGCUGAGAUGACUGUAAGGGAGACAUUGAAUUUUUCUGGUGCUAUGUUGGGAACAAAUGAUGAGUUUGAGAUGCUGGGAGAAGCAGUAAAAAGGCAGAAAGCUACUGUCAAUAAACUGGACAUGGAAAUUGAUGCCUUUGCCAAGGCCACCACCUGUGGAGAGGGAAGCAAUCUUACAACUAACUAUAUUAUAAAGAUGCUGGGCUUAAGCGAAUGUGCUGAUACCAUAGUAGGAGACGAGAUGAGAAGAGGAAUAUCGGGAGGACAAAAAAAGCGAGUUACAAUUGGUGAGAUGCUAGUUGGGCUUGCAAGGUGCUUCUUCAUGGAUGACAUAUCGACUGGUCUAGAUAGUUCCACCACAUUUGAGAUCAUCAAGUUUCUUCGUCAAAUGGCAUAUUUGAUGGAUCUCACCAUGGUCAUUUCACUGCUCCAACCACCGCCCGAGACAUUUGAGUUAUUUGAUGACUUAAUCCUAUUAUGUGAUGGACAAAUAGCUUAUCAAGGCCCUCGAGAAAAUGUUCUUGAAUUUUUUGAGUCUGUGGGCUUUAAAUGCCCUGAGAGGAAGAAUGUAGCGGACUUCCUUCAAGAGGUCAUCUCGAAAAUGGACCAAGCACAAUACUGGGCUGGCAACCAAAGUGAAUAUCGCUAUGUUUCAGUCGAAAAAUUUGCAGAGUCUUUCUGGUCUUUUCAUCUCGGACGACUUCUACAAGACAAGCUUCAUAUGACAAAUAAUAUUACAAACGGCAGCGGAACAAACCAAUUGAACGGAAGCGGCAAACUUUCAAAAUGGAGAGUUUUUAAGGCAUGCUUCUCCAGGGAACUACUAUUACUUAAGAGAAACUCUCCAGUACACAUUUUCAAGACUAUACAAAUAGCAUUUAUUGCUUUUGUGAUUAUGACGCUUUUCCUUAGAACUGAAAUGCAUCACCGUACAGUUGAAGAUGGGAACAAGUAUAUGGGAGCGAUCUUUAUGGGAGUUGUGAUAGUGAAUUUCAAUGGUAUGACCGAGCUAGCGAUGACUAUUAGGAGGCUUCCAAUCUUUUAUAAGCAGAGAGAGCUACUAGCUUUGCCUGGGUGGGCUCUUCUUUCUUCAAUUUUCAUUCUUAGUCUCCCAAUAUCACUUGUUGAGACAGGUAUCUGGGUUAGCUUGACAUACUAUGUCAUUGGCUUUGCACCUUCAAUAAUCAGGUUCUUACUGCAGUUCUUGAUACUUUUUGGCGUGCACCAAAUGUCCCUUAGCCUUUAUCGCUUCCUUGCUACUUUAGGAAGAACUCAAGUUAUGGCAAAUAUGCUAGGGACUGCAACUCUUAUUGCAAUUUUCAUUUUUGGGGGCUUUGUCAUCUCAAAAGAUGACCUUCGACCAUGGAUACGUUGGGGAUAUUGGACCUCUCCCUUUACUUAUGCUCAGAAUGCAGUAGCAAUGAAUGAGUUCCUCGACCAGAGAUGGAAUACGAAAUUUCAGUAUGGAAGCUUCAUUAGCACUACUCUUGGCAAAGCUGUUCUCCAAUCUCGAGGGUUGGUCACAGAUUGGCACUGGUUCUGGAUUUGUUUCAUUGUUUUACUUGGGUUCUCUGUGGUCUUCAAUAUUCUUAGCAUAUUUGCCUUGGAGUUCCUCAACCCUCCAUACAAGCAUCAGGUCACCAUUGAGGCCAAAGAUGAAAAGCAGAUGGAACAUACUAAUGAAAAAGUGGGCAAUGGAACAGUGUCAAGGCACCAAGUUGCUUUACUACUUCAGCCUCUGACGCUUGCGUUCAGCCAUAUCAAUUAUUUUGUUGACAUGCCUGCGGGGAUGGCAAAGUAUGGAAUAACUGAGAAGAGGCUUCAGCUACUACGAGAUGUUAGCGGAGCAUUUAGGCCGGGAGUUCUAACUGCACUAAUGGGGAUCACCGGUGCAGGGAAAACCACGCUAUUGGAUGUGCUGGCUGGAAGGAAAACUGGAGGCUAUAUUGAUGGAACUAUUAGUAUAGCUGGCUAUCCGAAAAAGCAAGAGACCUUUUCUAGGGUUUCUGGUUACUGUGAGCAGACAGAUGUCCACUCACCUUUCGUCACUGUUUACGAAUCUUUGCAGUACUCUGCAUGGCUUCGCCUGCCUUCAAAUGUCGGACUUCAUGAAAGAAAUAUGUUUAUUGAAGAAGUCAUGGAAUUAGUCGAGCUAACACCUUUAAAAAAUGCCAUGGUGGGUCUCCCUGGGAAUACUGGUCUAUCAGCUGAGCAACGAAAAAGGCUUACGAUAGCCGUAGAGUUGGUUUCCAGCCCGUCAAUCAUAUUCAUGGACGAACCAACAUCCGGUUUAGAUGCUCGUGCUGCAGCAAUUGUCAUGAGGGCAGUUAGAAAGACUGUCGACACGGGUCGGACUGUAGUUUGCACGAUCCAUCAGCCAAGCAUUGAGAUAUUUGAAGCUUUUGAUGAGUUACUACUGAUGAAAAGAGGAGGGCAGCUUAUUUACAGUGGUUCUCUCGGUCCUCUAUCUAAGAACAUGAUAGAAUAUUUUGAGGCUAUCCCAGGAGUUCCCAAAAUAAAGAAGGGCCAAAACCCUGCGGCGUGGAUGCUGGACAUUAGUUCGCAUGUGAUGGAAUAUACUAUUGGCAUAGACUAUGCGGAGAUUUUCCGUAACUCUUCACUUUACAAGGAGAACAUGCUUCUUGUUGACGAGCUGAGUAAACCGAAGCCUAACGCAAAGGACCUAGACUUCCCUCCAGGGUACUGGCAGAAUGUUAGAUCACAGUGCAUGGCAUGCUUGUGGAAGCAACACCGUUCGUACUGGAAAAAUCCAGAGCUUAAUGUUGUUCGCCUCGUGAACACAUUCGCGGUAUCACUUUUAUUUGGCACAGUCUUCUGGCAAAUUGGUUCGUCUAUUUCCACGGAGCAGGAUGUAUUCAACAUAUUAGGAGUCACAUAUGGAUCUGCAUUGUUUCUCGGUUUCAGUAAUGCUAGCAUACUACAACCAGUAGUGGGGAUGGAGAGAGUGGUACUCUAUCGAGAGAGAGCUGCUGGGAUGUACUCUUCGAUGCCUAAUGCUAUCGCCCAGAUGGCAAUAGAAAUCCCGUACAUGAUCGUCCAAGUCCUUAUGUUCUCCGUGAUUGUGUAUCCAAUGAUAGGAUUUCAGUUCACAGUAGCAAAGUUCUUUUGGUUCACCUUCUUCAUGGUGUUGAGUUUUAUGUAUUACACACUCUAUGGGAUGAUGACAGUAGCGGUCACGCCGAACAUAGAAAUAGCCGCUGGUCUAUCCUUCCUCAUCUUCAUUAUGUGGAACGUCUUCUCCGGCUUCGUCAUCCCUAGAAGGAUGAUACCGAUUUGGUGGCGAUGGUUGUACUGGGCUGAUCCUGCGGCGUGGACCGUAUAUGGUGUCAUGUUCUCCCAGUUGGGUGAUCGAACCGAGGUCAUCCAUGUCCUGGGAUGGCCGGACCAGACGAUAAACGCGUUCGUCGAGGAAUAUCUUGGAUUACAAGAUAACUAUUUUACACUGAUCAUAAUCCUCCACGCUCUAGUUAUUCUCUUGUUUUCUUCCAUUUUCAUUUUCAGCAUUAAGUACCUAAAUUUUCAAAAGAGGUGAUGAUUUAGGUGCUGUAACUCAUUAGAAAGUAUUGGACUUUCAAUAAGAUGAAGGGUCAUAAUUUGUACAAUAUAAUUCCCUUCGAAGUAAAUCACAAGUUACUUUACUUAUAUCAGUGCAUGUAAGAAGCAAGUGUAAAAAAUCUCUGUUGAAUAAUUAAAUGAUAUCUUGGUAAGGUAUGCUAUUGAGUAUGCA
This is a messenger RNA of Ananas comosus (pineapple), 4586 nucleotides long. RefSeq names its product ABC transporter G family member 45-like. Gene Ontology annotation, molecular function: ATP binding; ATP hydrolysis activity; ABC-type transporter activity. The record is from RefSeq and is a predicted model, not a curated record. Lineage: Eukaryota; Viridiplantae; Streptophyta; Magnoliopsida; Poales; Bromeliaceae. Bases 474 to 4391 code for a protein of 1305 amino acids. The transcript is spliced from 22 exons. Gene Ontology annotation, cellular component: membrane.